GUGAGUUGUGCAGCCAUAUUUCGAUUGUGACGCCGGCGGCAGCGGAGUUUUUUGGCGCGCUGCGCGCACGAGGCGGUUGUUGUCAUCGUGGCCUGGGAUUGCGAACAUGAAUAAAAAUCCCAGAUUCCCUUACAAUACUCGAAAGGGAGAGCACCAUUCGGGAAAGGCUGGAGCAGCUGAAGGAGAUCAAGAACUAUCGCAGGCGUGAGCGGAAGAAGCUGCGAGCCAAGGAAAACGAGCUGUGUGCCAAGCUGGGCAUGCCAGCCUCGAACCUCUGCAGCGCCUCCAUUCCAUCGGAGAAGGACCUUCAGGAGCUUGAGAAGCAUGUUGAAGUGCUUGAGCAGGAAAAGGCUGUUCGUUCCUGCACAGUCAUUCUUCUGAGGAAAGACAUCACUGCCAAGCUGCACCUGCUCGACGCUCAGCCCCAAGCCCAGCUGGAGAUCCAGGUCAUUGACGACGAAGACGGCUUCAUUUUGUCAAAGGACAACAUCGACGAACUGAAAGCUUACCUUGAUCGACUCAAGCAGCUCGAGGAGGCUCGCCGUCGGGAACUCGCUGGCCUGCUGGACCAACUGGCAUUGUUCUUCGACAGACUUGACAUCCCACCAGAGGAGCAAGACCGCAUCCGCAGCUCCAGCAACGGCCUCACACCGUCAACUCUGGCUGCACUGCGGGCCACACUUGCCGAGUACGAGCGACAGAAGAAAGAGCGCUUGCGGGAGUUUGUCACUCGCGCGAAGAACGAUUUGCUCACCUGGUACAAGAAGUGCUGCGUCCCACAGAGUCGUGUGUACCUGGACGAUGACGACUCUGAAGACAUUUCCGAGGAACGACUGGCGCUGCUGGAGGAGCAGCUGAAGGCCCUGAAGGAGUUCUACUCCGAGAACAAGGUGAUCAUAGCCAAAGCGGAGCGGCACGACGCCCUGUGGUCCAGGUUGCUUGAGCUGGAAAAGCUCGCCACGGAUCCAUCACGCCUGACGAACCGAGGAGGGCGCCUCCUGCGCGAGGCCAAGGAGAGGCAGCGGCUGCAGGUCGAGAUCCCGAGGCUGCGAAAAGAAAUAGAAAAGGUCAUCCCAACAUACAGCGGGUCCAACAAGAUAUUCGCUGUGUUGGGAAAGGACUUCCUCGAGCACCUGGACGCUCAACAGCAAGCUCACGCACAAGAAAAGGAACGUGAGCGCCUUGAAAGGGAGAGCCGUCGCAAGGGCACACCCUCGGCAUUGGGCAGCAGCAAAACAGCGUACUGUGGCACACCCUCCAGCAGUGCCUCCAGGAUGUCCCAGCUUGGGACCAGCAGUGGCACUCUCGCGUCCAGCAGGCGCACGGGCACGCCAGUCAGGAAGGCCACCCUGGCUGUGCGUGGUGGCACAUCGGUCGGUGCAGCUGUGAGGGGCAUCCGGCGGCGCUCGUUUAAAGCACAGCUGCGAAAAGAAAUAGAAAAGUUCAUCGCAACAUACAGCGGGUCCAACGAGAUAUUCGCUGUGUUGGGAAAGGACUUCCUCGAGCACCUGGACGCUCAAGAGCAAGCUCAUGCACAAGAAAAGGAACGUGAGCGCCUUGCAAGGGAGAGCCGUCGCAAGGCUACACCCUCGGCAUUGGGCAGCAGCAAAAGAGCGUACUGUGGCACACCCUCCAGCAGUGCCUCCAGGAUGUCCCAGCUUGGGACCAGCAGUGGCGCUCUCGCGUCCAGCAGGCGCACGGGCACGCCAGUCAGGAAGGCCACCCUGGCCGUGCGUGGUGGCACAUCGGUCGGUGCAGCUGUGAGGGGCAUCCGGCGGCGCUCGUUUAAAGCACAGCUGCGAAAAGAAAUAGAAAAGUUCAUCGCAACAUACAGCGGGUCCAACGAGAUAUUCGCUGUGUUGGGAAAGGACUUCCUCGAGCACCUGGACGCUCAAGAACAAGCUCACGCACAAGAAAAGGAACGUGAGCGCCUUGCAAGGCGGCGCUCCGGUAGUAGCGUGGCCUCGUCGAACCGCGACAUCCUCGUUGAUGGUGUCCAGUAG
Molecule: messenger RNA, 2003 nt
Organism: Rhipicephalus sanguineus (brown dog tick)
Lineage: Eukaryota; Metazoa; Arthropoda; Arachnida; Ixodida; Ixodidae
Product: protein regulator of cytokinesis 1-like
Exons: 12
Coding region: 258-2003 (581 amino acids)
Biological process (GO): mitotic spindle midzone assembly; microtubule cytoskeleton organization
Cellular component (GO): spindle; mitotic spindle midzone; cytoplasm
Molecular function (GO): microtubule binding
Source: RefSeq, a predicted model, not a curated record